Molecule: messenger RNA, 1656 nt
Organism: Calliphora vicina (urban bluebottle blowfly)
Lineage: Eukaryota; Metazoa; Arthropoda; Insecta; Diptera; Calliphoridae
Product: nuclear transcription factor Y subunit beta
Exons: 1
Coding region: 74-1636 (520 amino acids)
Source: RefSeq, a predicted model, not a curated record
UCAAACAAACAAGACGGGUUACUGCUGCACUGACUGUAAACAGGUUUCCGAAAAGCAAUAAACGCUAAAGAAAAUGUUGAAUGGAAAAUUCUUCACGGGUCUACCACCCAAUAUGAUCGAUCGUGGUAGUGGUGGUGGUACUAAUCGAAUGGAAUCUCAUAUAUUUUGGCCCGAUGAGACUCAAGUCGAUAAUGCAGUUGAAAGUCGCAUUAAACGGCGAAAUAGUGUACAGUUGGCUAACACCGAAAGACCACUGUAUGAAAAACAACCAUCAGUGGCUGGCAAUGAUGUGGAUACUAAGAAAAGAUUUAGCAGGGAAUUUUCGCAAUCUUCAAUACAAUUCCAUGACAAUUUAAAUGAUAAUCGUUCAAACUCCAGAAGAUCAAUGCUGCGCAAUUCAGUGGGUAACAAGAAAAUGGAAAUAGCCGAGAAGCCAACUAAAACCAAACUUGAACUGCCCGAAAGUGUAGUCGAUGAAGCCUAUACUACUGCCAAAAAGAAACAAGCCUAUACAUCGACAAUAGAGUUCUACGAUUACGACAACGAGAGAGAGGAGCCACAAAAUAAUCGCAAUAAUUUGCGAAAGCCCAAAAUGGACAUGAAUGAUAAACGUGAAAUGGAAUUGAACACAAAGAACAGUCCAAAACUUCAGGUGAAACGUGAUGUCAGAAGUUUGAGUGAAGAAAAAGAACAGCGCAAAAUAAAUAAUCGUGAAGUUAGGGCCAUGCAGAGACCAGAUCCCUUCAAAAUGAAUGAUAGUUAUGAUAGAGAACAAGAACGAGAGAUGAUUCUAAAUAACGAAGAACGUUAUUUGCAAAGCAGAAGAUCGGUUGAACCCAGAAUGAACGUAAGUCCUAAGAGAGGUUUGGCAAAAACCACUAAUAAUUAUGAACAACGUUAUUCUAGCGAGAGGGAAAAUUUUAGAGAACCAGCACCACUGUUGUAUGAGAGACGUAAGCCAGCAUAUUAUGAAAAUUCGAAGGAAAUGAGAGACUACAGAAGAGAUGCUGCAACACCAGAAUUAUAUGAAAAUCAUAGAUUUUCACAAAGAGAGCUAAAUUUAGAAGAUGAUUCCCACUAUAGAAGAGAAAGAGAGGAACCCAAAAGAAUUAUACAUAAUUAUAGAAUGCGAAAUUUACAUUUAAAAUCACCACCAACACGAAAACAAUAUUAUGCACCAGAAGAGUAUUACGAUGACGAACCACAACAACAACAACAACAUUAUUAUGGCCGCAAUGACCAAAUUAAAACACCCACUAAUCGCGGAAGUUCUCAUCAGCGUUUUGACUACAACGACAGAGAGGCUAAUGAAGUUGAUUUGCCAUAUGAGAACAAUAAUUCCUCCAGAAGAUUUAACAAUAACAAUUCACCCAUUAAUAAAAUAAAUAAUCAAAUUCAACAAAAACCAGCAGCAACACCAACAUCUCCCUCACCCAGCGAUGCCGAAUCGUACUGUACAACAAAGUCCCAAAAACAUUUGCGCAGCAGCCUUUGUUUCAAUGAAGGUGCAAUUAUUGGCGAAAAUGAUGCGACCCGGUCGCCCACAUCAACAUCAUCAUCGCAGCAGUAUCCAACACAAAGGCGCAACGCUCGCAGUUCGGCUACUCAACGCGUCAGUGUAGGUUUACCAGAUUGAUCGCAAGACCCCAACAACAA